UCGCCGCCGUCCGCACCGGCAUCAGCCGACAGCGGCUGGCGGCACUCGCUCGGCCAAAGCAGGCGGCGCAGAAGCCGCCGUCGCCAAAGCAGGCGCGCGUCGUGAAGCCGGUGCAGCGCCGCCCUCCGGCGGUGGCGCCGUCUGUCGGUGGCUCGCUGGCGCCGCCUGCCGGCCCGGCCGGCACCCUGCGCAGAUCGCUGAGCACCAUGCACCGGUCGCGCUCGGUGAACCCGGCCGCAGCCAUGCACCGCGCCCGGACCUCCUCCAUGGCGCUGGAGACUGUUCCAUCCGGCGACGGGGACGCGGCGGCCGCAGCACCCUGUGCCCGCGUCUGGCGCCACGCCCGGACGCUCUCUGCGCCCCACUGGAGCCACGCCGGUCCGCUCGACCACCAAGGGCGGCGUCGCCUGGUCGGUGGACGGCUCGGCUCGGCCCGCACGAGAGUCGUCCGCGCCCACGCCGGCCCGCUCGGCCGCUAAGGGCGGCGUCGCCUGGUCGGUGUCUACUCCGAGCGGCUCCGGCCGUGCGAACGCCACGCCGUCGGCGCAGACCCUGCAGCAGCGGCUGGAGCAGUGGCUGGCCCGCCGGGGCAAGCAGCUUACCUCAUUCAGACACCUGCACUGCUUCGGCCGGGAGGUGGCCGAGUCGCUGCAGACGCCACGGCUCUCCGCCCGCCGGGUGCAGCGUGACCCCGGUUCUCCUCUGCUGCGGGCGGCGACGCCUCGUGUCGCCAACACGACGCAGACGACACCGGUCUUCGAAGCUGCGGCACCUAUGCCGGCGGUGGCCAAGACUCCGGAGACGUGGCCGCCGCCGGAGGCCAAGCCGGCCGGCGGGGACGGCGCCGGCGGCCACAAGGUGGACAACGUGCUGUCCGACCUGAAGGAACUACAGGAGCUGGGUCUGCCGUCGGACCAGGUCGUCAGCUGGCUGGAGCGGCUGUCCCGUGACCCGGCGUCGGCCGGCCGGGCCCGGUUCUGGCUGUGCCGCGCCUCCGUGGCCGAGCGGGACGGCCAGCUGGAUGAGGUGCUCGACUGCUUCAGGCAGGCGUCGCGCGCCCACGCAGAGCCGGUGGCGGAGCUGAUCUCAGGCCUGGAGCAGUUUGUGCGCCGCGCCGCCGGCCCCGACGCGGGCGAAGAGGCGGACGCCGAGAACCGACCCCCGGCAGCGGCGGCUGGCACCCCGGCCCGCCGCCGCCGCGACGGUCGCACGCCCCGCCGCCCGCUGCUCGACCGCAGCAACGUGUUCGACUCGACCGUCAUCAAGUACGCGCUGGUCGACGACGAGCCCGUGCUGAAAAAGCUGGCGGCUUUGCGGGUGGGCGAGGACAGCACCAUCCUCUCCGUCAUCACGCCCGUGCGCCGCUCCACGCGCCGCAAGUCGCUGAAGCCUCCUGCCAACGCCCAUCUGGCGCUCUUCGACUCGGUGGAGGCCAUCUCCGAGACGCUGCGCCGCUCGGCGCUCUUCCGCAAGAACAGCGCCCUCAUCAGCCCGUAGGCAGCGACUAUGCGGGGGAGCGUUGGUCCGCAGCGGUGGCGAGGGCUAGCGGGCAAUGUGCCACCCCCCCCCCCCCCCCCCCUCCGAGCGAGAGAGCAACGGGCUUGGUGAAGGCAGCAGAUAGUGGGGCGAGUGUGGGCCGCUACUCGUGUCGUCAGCGGACCCGAAGAAGAGCGGCGUGAUCGUGCUGGUUGAAAGGACUGGGGGUGGGAGGAGCCAGGCAGCGCUGAGGCGUGUGGGGGCUGGGGGUGGAACAGCCCCUCUGCUCUGGAAGAUGUGCGGAAAGAAGUCAUGUGUGGCUGAUGAGCCUGGUCCAGCGAAUGCAGAUUCGGGUGGCAACUGUGUGGGCCGUUAGCGUGAAUGUGAUCUGUUAGAGGCGCAAACCAUAAUUCGUCCGUAGGCUCACGAACGUGCUCUGCCGAGCCAGGCCUCGUCUUAGUGCCGGAGUGUUGGAACGCUUGCGUUUUAUAAGCUGAAAAAUCGACUCCCCGCUGCAAGUUGUAUGCUUGGGAGUGCACCGCCUUAUAGUAUAGCAACGUUGGUGCGCUUGUAGUGUCUGGUUAAAUCACGCUAUGAUGGAAACGCCGCGUCACGCCAUUACGGGAUUGCGAAAUUGGUAGUAAAUGGUGCCUGAUGGAGCAGUUAUCCCCUGAGCUUUUCAUGAAUGUAGCUCUUCCGCGUCUGUCACUGUCGAAUGUACGCAAUGCGUGCUGAUCACGCCAAUAAACGUCAUCUUAA
This is a messenger RNA of Pollicipes pollicipes, 2235 nucleotides long. RefSeq lists its product as uncharacterized. The coding region runs from base 775 to 1497 and encodes 240 amino acids. The transcript has 7 exons. Gene Ontology annotation, cellular component: mitotic spindle; cytosol; centrosome. NCBI's taxonomy places the organism in Eukaryota, Metazoa, Arthropoda, Thecostraca, Pollicipedomorpha, Pollicipedidae. The record is from RefSeq and is a predicted model, not a curated record.